GGGCAGGUCGGCCAGGGGUAUUGCCGAAGGGUUGGCAAAUACAGCGGUCAUCUAUCUCGAUCACCCCUUAUAUGUUUCUUGGCGGCUAUUGGCCGCUUUGACACAAAGCACUGUCAAGGAGUGCGAUGAUUAGGCAGAAAGGCCGGGGCCUUCAGUACCGUGCCGCCAUCUUCCAGUUCCAGCACUCUCGAGCAUGGUGGAAAUCUAAAGACGGUACUUAAAGAAGACACAGUACUCGCCUGGUAUGUGCACUCCUAGGGAGCAAGAUUUUCCUGGCAAUCCAGGCAGUCUGAUUUCCAAUUGAAUGCCGCCAUGCAUCUCAAGUUUGCUUCACUGCUCAGUCUUGCCGGCCUCGUUCCCCAGGUUUCUGCGCACGGUCUUGUGAGGAAACCAGCAACACGUGCGCCCGGCCCGGCAAUGGAGGCGGCAUGCGGCAGGAUCGCAACCCAGUUCUAUCAGGCCGAUAAUACGUCGUAUCCCGAAGCCUUGUUGAGGGCGAAUCCAGGGGGUCUGAAGGCUCCCUAUGACCCCGGGAAGUGCAACCUCUGGCUCUGCAAGGGGUACCAGUUUGCCGACAACGCCGCCAACGUGCAGAGCUACCAGGCAGGUCAGGUUGUUGACCUCGAGGUCUGGAUCCGGAUCCCCCAUAAGGGGUACGCCAAUGUUUCGGUCGUCGACACGACCAGCAACAGCAUCAUCGGCACGCCCCUGACUUCUUGGCCCGACAACUACGCGGCCUCAACCAACCCGCCAGCGGACCAGACCAAUUUCAGCAUCAAGAUUCCGGAACUGGGAGACAAAUGCACCAGAGCUGGCGCUUGUGUCAUUCAAUGGUACUGGUUCGGUCAGAGGCAGACGUAUGAGUCCUGUAUCGACUUUACUGUUGCUACUUCGGCGGCGGAACCGGGAUAUUCCCACGAGCACAAAAUCAGGGGCCAGAUGCGGUUUUGAGUUGGGAGUAAGCUGCAAAGGCAUAGAAUUAGCCAUGGUCCGCCAUGACUUGAUGUGAGAAGGGAAUGGGGAUCGAGAUGAAGGGAGAGGCCUUGAUAGAACGAACGACUUCAGUCUUGUUCACCACUGCGAAAGAGCAGAGUAUGUCGAGUUCGUUGGUGUUGUGAGUUACGGGAGUUUCUCUUCUUUCCAGCCCUAGAACUUCCCAAUGGCUGCCGAGGCGACAAAGUGAGAGGUUUGUGAGUCGAGUUCAUCUCACAUGACUCAGAGGACUGGACAAAGGUAAGAAAGAAAUUGUGUCUUGAGCUCUUUGUCUGCGUUGUCUCCAUUGUGGUUAUUGCAGCUCUUUCACACUGAGACGCUUGAAAUGAUUAUAUGUCGCAACAUUUG
This is a messenger RNA of Parathielavia appendiculata, 1341 nucleotides long. RefSeq lists its product as uncharacterized. The coding region runs from base 313 to 951 and encodes 212 amino acids. NCBI's taxonomy places the organism in Eukaryota, Fungi, Ascomycota, Sordariomycetes, Sordariales, Chaetomiaceae. The record is from RefSeq and is a predicted model, not a curated record. The transcript is spliced from 2 exons.